UAUUCUUCUAGAUUGUCAUGGUGCCUAAAGGUUGAAUUUGUUUUUAAGUUUCAUAAUUUUCCUGAAGUAAGUCCAAUUUAAUAGGCAAAAUGAAUAGAAUAGUGUUAAAUCGUUGUCGGUGUUUAAAAAAAUCCACACUACUCUGGGAGAAUAGGCAGUUCCAAAAUUUUCCAUACAUUACUCUUUCAAGGUCAUUAUCCUAUUACACAACUCAACCCAUUGGAUUGCAGCAUGAUAUAAGUCAGAAACCAUUCAAUAGAAAAGUAUUCUACCCUGCUUAUGUAAGAACAAUAGCAACAAGUAAAUGUUAUUAUGAGAAGGAACCCCUGAAACCAUCUUCUAAAGUUGAAGCAACUGUUGAAACUAUAAAAAAGGAAAUUGAAGAAAAAGAAAAAUUACCCAAGAAGGAGGAAAAAAAGAAGAGCCUAAAACAAAAGAUUAUGGACGAAUUGAGACACUAUUAUCAUGGUUUCAGGCUGCUCUUUAUUGAAGUGAGAAUAUCAACAACAUUGUUGUUCAGAAUAUUACAGGGCCAUUCUUUAACUCGCAGAGAGCAUAGAUUAUUGGUAACAACUAUUGGUGACUUGUUCAGAAUGGUGCCCUUUAUUGUAUUUAUAGUGGUACCAUUUUUGGAAUUUGCAUUACCAAUUUUCAUAAAAUUAUUCCCUAAUAUGUUGCCAUCAACAUUUGAGAGCCGAAGUCAAACUGAAGCAAAAUUAAAACAGCACCUAAAAGUCAAAUUAGAAAUGGCUAAAUUCUUUCAAGAAACACUAGAUCAAAUGGCUCCACAGGCAGGUAAUAGGCAUUCAGAGUUAGCUAAAGAGUUUUCUACUUUCUUUACUAAAAUCAGAACUUCAGGAGAUGUUGCUACAAGUGAAGAAAUAAUGAAAUUCUCAAAGCUCUUUGAAGAUGAAAUUACAUUAGAUUCUCUUCAAAGACCCCAUUUGGUUGCAUUAUGUAAAGUGUUGAAUGUAUCAACAAUCGGAACAGGUGCCAUAUUGCGGUUUAAUUUGAAAAUGAAGUUGAGAUCAUUAGCUGCAGAUGAUAAAAUGAUUGCUAAGGAAGGUGUGGACAGUUUAAACUUCAGCGAGUUGCAACAGGCUUGUAGAAGUAGAGGUAUGAGGGCUUAUGGUGUAUCUGAAGAGCGAUUAAGAAAAGAGUUAAGAAAUUGGCUGGACUUGUCAUUAAAUGAAAAAGUUCCACCAUCAUUGCUCCUAUUAUCAAGAGCCUUGAUGGUACCUGAACAUGUGCCUACAACAUAUAAAUUAAAGGCAACAAUUUCAGCAUUGCCAGAACAGGUUGUAACACAAACAAAGGCUGCAAUUGGUGAGAAAGAAGGCAAACUUGACUUCAAGACUAAAGCAGAAGCCAUUAAAUUGGAAGAAGAAAGGAUUAAGGAAGAGAAAAAAGAAAUGCAGGAAGCAGAAAGAGAGAAACAAAUACUUGAGGCUAAGAAGAGAGAAAAAGAAGAACUUAAGGACAAAGCACCAAUUCUUGAUGAAGAGAGCACUCCUGUCAUGGUUGAUCCAGCACCUAUUUUGGUCGUGGAUAGUCCUCUUUCUAAACCAGAGGAAGGCCUGUCUGGCAAAGACAUUGAAGUGAUUGAAGAUGCUUUAGAGAAAUUAGCUGAACAGAAAAAGUCUCUUCUACUAGAAAAAGAGAGCAUUCAAGAGCUGAAGGGAGAGUUAAUGGAUUAUAGUGAAGAUGUUAAGGAGAUGAAUGAAAUUGUUAAGACCAAGCAAGCUGACAUCAAAUUAACUAAAGGAGCCAGGAGAUUAUAUCGAGCAGUUAAUAACAUGAUCAGCAAAUUAGAUUCGGUGCUAAUUGAACUGGAAAGCAAAGAGAAAGCUCUUUUAACUACACUGGAGCAAACAAAAUCUGAGCCUGAGAAAGCCAAAGAGCAUUUGAUCCAGAUAGACGAACUUAUGCAUUCCAUUAAGAGUCUACAGAAAGUGCCUGAUGAGGCAAAAUUGAAACUUAUUCAGGAUGUCCUUGGAAGGUUAGAUGAUGAUUUUGAUGGACAAUUGAAGAUUGAUGAUGUUUUGAAGAUGUUAGAAAUAAUAGGCAACGAAAACGUAAAUCUGUCAGAGAAGCAAAUGGCGGAACUGAUUGAGCUGUUAGAUAAGGAAGAGAUCCUGGAAGUUGAGAGUAAGAUACAAAAGGCAUUAGACAAAGCUGCCAGUGCAGCCAAAGAACAAGAUAAAACCAGUGGAUCUGACGGAAAGAAUCUAUUCGAUCUGAUCCGAGAAGCGCAGAAACGACGAGAAAUGAAGAAAGCGGUUGAGAAGUUUGGGGAGCAACGGAACAUGCCCAAGAGUGAAGAUAUUGUCACCGAUCACGAGGAAAAGACCAAACGACCGGAGAGCCACAAUAAACCUUGACUUUCCUAGCUUAAACAUUUUUUUUCUAGUAAUGAUGUAAAUAUGUUAUGUCAGUUGGUUUAGGGGUUUAUGCUUUCAUGCCAUUUUGCUGCGGCAAAUUUGCAUGAAUGCAAAAGUUAAGAGCUUGAAUAAGGUAUUUGACUAUUAUUCGGAAAUAUGUUUUGUGUUGUUUUUUUCUGUAAGAUUAUUUAUCAAUUCUGUAAGAUGAUGUCAACAUGCAAAGUGUAUUAUUUAAGUAAUAUUUUUUAAUAAUUAAUGAAAAUUAUUAUGAUUCGCUAAUGUUUUCUAAUAAACAAUAAAGUUUAACUAAACUACAUGAACUUUAGACAGAGAUAUAUGUAUGGUGAAUAUUUAUUAGUAAAACAUCGAUGUAUGUUGCAUGAAAUAUCAUAAGAAUAGUCAAGUACUCUUAUCUUUCUCUAUGUUUUGUUCUGGACCAGACAUAUAGGUGCGUCUAAUGUCUCGCGAAGUAAAUGAACGUAGAAAAAUUAUUAAUGUGUUACCUUAAUGACAAUAACCAUUUUUUAAAAUACAUUUUCACAUCAUUCUGUACAUAACUAAUAUAUUAUAUAAAAAUAUAUUGAUUCCACGCCGUACAAAGUUACUGUUCAUAUAAUAUUUUUAUUCUUUGGUAUUUAUGGUUCUGUUUAUUUUGGUUAUAUCAGAGUUUUAUUGUUAUUAUUUAUGCAUUUCUGUGAUCAAUGUUCAGUAAGUUUAUUUUAUUUAGUUUAAAAGUAUUAGCACAAAAUGUUGCUUCGUGUACAAUGCAUACACUUGUUUUCAAACAAUAAAAAUUUCCCUCUUUUUUUAUUUUGAUUACUGUUUCACUACGACUAAUUCUUGCUAUGACAAAAGUGUCAUUUUAACUUAACGGUGGUUAUUAUUUUUCGAAUACAUAACAAAUAAUUAGCGAAAGCUAAUUACAAUUUCUAUUUAUAACCUUUGUAAUGAACUUAAUUAUAAUAAAAUAAUUAAAAGAAACAACUUCUUAUUGUUAAGUUUUUAAAUAUAAACAAAAAAAUGUCGUAACAAAUUAUCUUUCAAAGCAAUUUUAUGUUGAACAAGAAUUACAAUUAUUUUUUUUAAAUUAAGUAAGUGUACAUGAAGACCACUAUAAAGUACCACCGUUUUCAUAUAACAUUUAGUUGCUUUCUGUACAGGUUACAAUUAAAUUAGUAUACAUUGAAAUAUGUAUUUCAUUUCACAUUAAAAAGAAUAUUUGCAUAUAAUGCAAAAAUAUUUAGACAUUUCUCCAAAAUCUAUUUAUAUUGGUUUAUAGUUAUAAAGAGAAAGCGUAAAAGCGAUGUAUAAAUGAAUUUCGUUUUGAAUAGAUGUGCAGACAAGCUGUAAAAUGUUACGAUAAUACAGAUGUCCUAAGAUAACA
This is a messenger RNA of Vanessa atalanta (red admiral), 3765 nucleotides long. It is a transcript of the gene Letm1, whose product is annotated as mitochondrial proton/calcium exchanger protein. The record is from RefSeq and is a predicted model, not a curated record. Gene Ontology annotation, molecular function: ribosome binding. The coding region runs from base 90 to 2381 and encodes 763 amino acids. The transcript is spliced from 7 exons. NCBI's taxonomy places the organism in Eukaryota, Metazoa, Arthropoda, Insecta, Lepidoptera, Nymphalidae. Gene Ontology annotation, cellular component: mitochondrial inner membrane. Gene Ontology annotation, biological process: intracellular monoatomic cation homeostasis.